Molecule: messenger RNA, 3472 nt
Organism: Bolinopsis microptera
Lineage: Eukaryota; Metazoa; Ctenophora; Tentaculata; Lobata; Bolinopsidae
Product: ER membrane protein complex subunit 1-like
Exons: 21
Coding region: 9-2717 (902 amino acids)
Biological process (GO): protein folding in endoplasmic reticulum
Cellular component (GO): EMC complex
Source: RefSeq, a predicted model, not a curated record
UUCUUAGGAUGUUCAAAAGGACUGUCCUUCUAGUUCUGGUCCUAAUAGCCGUUGUACAAUCUAUCUACGAGGAUCAGAUUGGGCUCUAUGACUGGCACCAGCGAUAUGUGGGAGCAGUGGAGCACCGCAUUGCAGACUCCCGUGCUAUUGUAGUGAUUACCAAGAAGAACAUCCUUGCAGCACUGCACCCAAAAACUGGUGCCAUCAUGUGGAGACGCAAGUUCAAUGAGGAGGACACAGUGACGGUGGAUCCUGUGAUAUGCGGAGAGGAGGUGGUAACAUACCACAGUACCAACCGGUACAGACAUUGGGAUAUCUUAACAGGAAUGUUAACACUGGAUACACCACACCACGAAGAAGAUGGUCUCCUCUUCUACGCCUCCCUGUCGUAUGAAAAGAUGAUAAGGGUCACUCGUAACAAUGUUUACUGGGGCAAAAAUGAUAACAUUGGCUCUUCUCCUAUCGAUAUCUCGCCCAGUAUGAAGUUUGCGGGAUUUAUGCGAUCCGGAUCUAAAGUUGAGGGAUUUCUGUUCGACCCUUCAACAGCUCAAGGAGUGAGCAUUAAAUACGAUGCAAAUCAUGAUACUGUACAAGUCGCUGAAGCUGCAUUGCCGUCGACCACUCAGGGGAUUAAGCUUGUGACAUCAGAAGACAGUAUUGCCGGUUUACAAGGUGACUCAGUUUUCUACAAAACGAUCGGCGAAGACUCCUUCCUUGAAGUAAAACUCUCAGAUAUUGGUAUUACAUGGAGUGUAGAUUCGAUUAGCGCUGCGGGAAAGUCCACUUACAUUGUGUCUGGAAAGCAAAUGUCUGCUGUUAUCGCUGUUAUGGACGGAGCUAUGCGGGCCGUCAAAGCUAUCAGCAAGGACGUUAUAGGACAAGUGGUAGGAUCAGAUCACAUCGCCCUCGUGUCCCGUGCAGAUCACACUGUGUCUCUAGUUCAGCUCUCUAACGGGUUCGAAGCUCACUCCUACUCUCUAGGAGAGUUAGCAGAGGGAAGAGGAGGUGUUCUCAGCAUGACUACUCUUACUGCCUCUCAUCCUUGUAGUCUGAUGACAACAGUGAGGGUGCCAGGUUUGUUCCUCACUUGGAAGGAUCAGUCUGUGACAGUUGUUGGAAGUAACAAAACUUGUGGCUGGAUCAGGGAGGAGAGUCUCUCUUCUGUUGUAUCGGCUACUUUACUGGACCUUCCUGCCAGCUCCUUUAUCCCUGUCAGUCUUCACCGCCACACUAACCCUAUCAAGCUGUGGACUGAACGAAUCACCAUGCAGCUGCAAGAUCUCCAGAAGUUCAUAAACCUGUACUUUGGAACGGCACUUAUUGAUGUGUCUCCGGAGAUGGAGCGGGACUCUUUCAACCUCAACAAGUUGAUCUUUGCAAUCUCCACCUGUGGAAAAGUGCACGUGCUGCAUUCCGGCACUGCUCGUAUUAUUUGGAGCAGGUAUCUAGAUAACAUCGCCCCGCUCUCCAACGGACAGUACCAAGUGCACAUGAUCAGAUCAGCUUCUCACUAUCCUCUCCCAGCCCUGGUUGCUGUGUUGGGCACUUCUUUAGACAGUAAGAAAGCAGUUCUGACGGUUCUGAACCCCCUUGAUGGAUCACUGCAGUACAGACAAGAGUUCGAGUCUAAACUAGCUCAGAUUCAGCUGACUGCUGUAGAAGAUAAUGAGUUCGCCAAGGUCAUGCUGAUUCUUACGGAUGACAACGAGGUACACACCUACCCUCCCCGACUUCACAAGCUAGUGGAACAUCUCCCACUCUAUUUCACUCUCGUAUACCCUGACCAGAUGGAACUCAAGGGAUUUUUCCUCAAAGGAACAAGAGUUGAAGAAACUUGGUCAGCUCAUCUGAGAGGAGACAAGAUAUUAGAUGUGAAAAGUAAAGCUACUAAUGACGCAGUUUACUCUCAAGGUAGAGUACUAGGGGACAGGUCCGUUCUUCACAAGUACAUCAACCCCAAUGUGAUGGCUGUUGCAGUAGAGUCAGGAGCUGGAGAUAAGGUUCUGGUGGACGUGCAGCUGUACGACAUGAUAUCCGGCACCCAGCUGUACCACGCCCGACACAAACAGUACUCUGGUCCAGUGCACCUCCUGGUGGUGGAGAACUGGUUACUUUACCACAUCUGGUGCAGCAAGCUGAGGAGAUACGAGGUGGUGGUCGUGGAGUUCUUCCUACCCAGCGCUCCUAACACGACUGAGUUUUCGUCCCUGUUCCCCCGGACCCCCUCCUUCUCAAUCCAACAAGCUUACAUCGCAACCUCCCCUCUCUCUGCUGUCGCUGUUACAACUACUCUCAAGUCCAUCACUAACCGGGCUGUACUUUUUGCUGAAUCAGGAGGCAGGAUAGCUCUGGUACCCAAGGCCCUACUGGACCCCCGCAGACCCACCAUCCCCACAGCUGAGGACAGACAAGAACAGCUGGUACCCUACACCCCGCAACUCGCUCUAGCUCCCAUGUCUUACGUUACCUACAACAAAACGCUACAAGAUAUCACUGGCAUGGUUACGGGUGUUACCGGUCUUGAGUCCACAUCUCUCCUCUUCGCUUACGGAACUGACCUCUAUUUUGCAAGGGUGACUCCAGCCAAGACAUUCGACAUGUUGAACGAAGAUUUCGACUAUUAUCUUAUAGGACUAGUUUUACUGGGACUUUGCUUCGCCACGAUAGUGACUCAAGCUCUAGCUGAAAAUAAAGCUUUGAAUAAAAAGUGGAAAUAAAGUGGGGUAGUUUGUUAUUAGCUUUGAUCUUUACAUUGGUGAUUUAUUUUAUUUGUUACUGAGCUUGUUGACCGUCGGUCACGUGUAUUACCUUAUCAGAAUACCUUUAUCUGGGUAUUUGAGUUAAAAUGGAAGAAAUAGAGCAAGAUACUUGGCUAGUAUUCAGUUUGACUAUUACUUUGACUCUAGUAGCUCUAUCAGAUACACUCACAAUGGAGUAACUUUCUUAUUUAAGCUAUCUAUUGCAGUGUUGACUGUUUGAUUAUUUUAUACUGAUAAGCUGAAGUAAGUAGAUAAUUUAUAUUAACUUAUUCGGCCCUGAUUCGAACGGCUCUUGUUAAACGACAAGCCUUACCGCACAAUAUUUUUAUUGGAUAUGCGACCGGAAUUUCCAAUCUGUAAUUUUGCAGAUAAGUAAUAAUAAUAUAUAAUUGAAACCAUCCCAUUGCCGUCCGAAUCGUUAUUCAUAUAUUAUAGGCACCAAGGCUGUUCUCAUUAGGGCCGAUACGAAAGUAGUAUUUAUUUUAUAUAUGAGGUUAGUAACUUUAUUUCUAAUGUGGAAGGUUUUCAGUUUUGAGAAUCAUAAAAUACUCUUGCUUCUUCUUGGUAGUAUUAAGUCUAGUCUGAGAGUUGAGACUGCAGUUUAGUAAUCCAAUGAGGAAUUGGAAUAAAAAGUUGCUGAUAAUUUACGGAUAUUUUGAGUUGUUUGCUCUGUUUUCAUUUGAUUUGAAUUCUAUGAUUGUUUAAAAAACAAA